UUUUCAUGCAUUAUUAGGACAUACGUAAGCCACUGUUGGCCAGCAGCACUGCAGCAUGUGGCCGCUUUUGUACACCGGCCUGGUGUUCUUUGGCUUUUAUACAGCUUUCCGAUGCCCUAGCUGCCUGAACUACAUUAAGGUCGAUGCCAACUACUCGCUUGCCGCAGCUUGCUUUUUCCUGGGGCUUGGAGCAAGUACAUUACGCUUUAAGCAGUUGAUUGGCACACAGCUUGGACUAAGGAACAUCGCCUUUAGUUUCUGCAUCGGAACAUUCUUGUGGCCAGCGUUGGGCCUUACAGCGGCCGUCCUGGCCCUUCGGAACAGCCUGCCCUUCGCUAUGGUGGUGGGCUUCGCAAUCCUAGCAGCUUGCCCAGUCGGCGCCCCCAUCAGCUCCCUCCACACCCACAUCGCCGGCGGCUCCCUGGAGUGCUCCCUCCUCAUGUCCCUCAUCGCCGCCCCCUUUGCCCUCAUCACCUUCCCCUACGCCUUCCGCCACUUCCUCCUGCUGCUGCUGGACCAGCCCUGCCCCUCGCCCUUCUCCUCCGGCUUCUCCCUCGUCUUCACCUUCUUCUCAAACGUCGUCUCCUCCAUGUCCGCAACCUCUGCUGAGGCCGCAAAGUCAUCCGAGGAGAUCCGAAACCAGCUCACCGCCUCCCUGGACGUCCCCUCCUCCGUCUUCUCCGGGCUCUGGAACCAAGCCCUCUUUGGCGUCUGCCUGCCCCUAGCAGCCGGCGUGCUGCUUGCCGCCAAGCUCCCCUCACAGCGCCUGGCUGCCAAGCUGCGUGUCCGUGGACCCCAGCUUGCCGCGCUGCUGGUCGCCUACACAGCCGCUAUUCAAACCGCAGGCAGCGCAGUGGCCGCAGGCCUGGCGGGCGGCGUGAAAGCGGUGGCCAGGAGCGAGGCGGUGGUGCCGCGGGUGGUGCUGGAGGGCGAGCAGCAGCAGCAGCAGCUGCCGCAGCUGGAGGGCGUGGAUGUGAUGUUGGUGGUGGUGGCGCUGCUGGUGGUGGUGGUGAUGGUGGGGGCGCUGCACUGGGUGGCGCUGCUGCUGGGCUGGCUCAUACCGGCGGGGGUGGGGUCGCCGGGCUGGACCUGCCGCACUGUCGCGUACCAGGCCACCAUGCGCAACCCGCUGCCCGGUCUGGCCCUGGCCACCGCCCUGUUCGGCAGCUCCCCCGCCUUCCCCCUCGUGGCGGCCCCCUGCGUGGCCUCGCUCACACUGCAGGCGGCCCUGGGCGCAUGGACGGCGCUGUUGGGCUGGCUGCGGCCGCCCAAGCAGCCGGCAGGCCCCCCGGGGGCGGUGGCGGGCGGCGGAGGGGCGGCCGGCAGGGCAUCCAUGGUGAACUCGCAGAGGUCCAUCCUUCGGCAGCAAACCCUCUCUAGGUCCCACCGCAAGGAGCACUGAAGGCGCUGAGGAGCAAGGCGGCUUAAGACGAAGUGCAGCUGCAUGCAACGCCCGCGAGUUUUACAUGCGUCUGCAUGUGUGAAUGGACAGUCAGACGUGACAUGAGUGUCAUUGGCUUGGCUUGGCGGGGUUCCUACUUGACUUGCCAAUUCUUAUCAUUGAUGGGGCUGUUGUGAGUCGCGUGUUAGGGCUCUCCUCUUCGGUUCCAUACCCACGUAUGCGGAUGGUUGCAACAAGCAACCUACACCAACGAAGUAUUGUGAUCCGCUAAUUGUCCGGCACAGCCUGGAGGAUCGUCCUUUUGUGGUAUUCGUAGCAGACUGUUGUAACCCACCACCGGUUGUAACGGGCUUCCUAUUUCGUGGCGUCGCAGAGUUCGGGUUAUAACAUUCCUGUAAGGGUGAGGCCUUGCAGACCAUGUCGACAUGCAGGUCCCUACCACCACCGGCUGUCCCGUCCCCGUUGUGCGGUGGGUCUACAGGAUGAUGCUUAAUGGCUUUAAUUGUUGUGCUUUGAAAGAUGAUGCGAUUGUGUGUUAAAAAAAUCUGGCUGCGAGUCGGAACGUACUGUGAUUGCCGGAAGACGUGUGCAGUGUUCUCCUCCGUGGUGCUCGUGUACUUGGAGUUCGGCGGCUCUUCGUACUUUGAAGCCAGUGGCCCCUCCUGCACUGUUCGUUUUGCCUGCUCUCCAACUGAGUUUUUGUCGCGCGAUGGUAUUUUUGCUUGUUUGGGCACACUCUUGUCAUGUGCCCAAACAAGAGUGUACCCAAAGGAAAUGCCUUUAGAAGAGACCACUAGGUGCUCUUGUCAACUGCUUGCAUGGGUUGCCAUGCUUUUGUGCCAUCGAAUGGCGCUGGGAACGUGCGUGCAUGUCAGGGCGUGCAACGGCUGAGGAACGGCUUGAUUGAGGCAGUGCGUGCGUGUAUUCGUGUGUGAAUGCAGAGGUCGCCGAGCUAUAACUUUCACCUGCAUUUCCAACAACUCUGCGUGCGAAUUGGGGUCUUUGGCGAGGAUAGCUUGCGUGUGCGUGGGGGCUUAAACACGGUAAUGAAGUGAGGUCCGCGCCAUGGAAGGGCCAUUCAAUACUUGCCGUGACCGUGGGCAUCGUCGGCAGGUUAGUCGUGGCGAACCAUGCCUUUUCGAGGCAGUUACAGUAGGCAGGACUGAAAAGGUUCGUUAUCAGAGUCUUUGGUUCCUGGUACCAGUUGUGUCCGUAUAGAUGCCAUCAAUACGGAAGCAUCCUGAACGUUAUGUUUUGCCGCAACAUGGCCCCAUUGUGCAUUAUAACUUUCCCAUGACUGUUGAUAACAGGUCA
This is a messenger RNA of Astrephomene gubernaculifera, 2716 nucleotides long. Lineage: Eukaryota; Viridiplantae; Chlorophyta; Chlorophyceae; Chlamydomonadales; Astrephomenaceae. The record is from the annotation of a GenBank genome assembly.